Messenger RNA from Suillus subalutaceus, 2118 nucleotides. RefSeq lists its product as uncharacterized. The record is from RefSeq and is a predicted model, not a curated record. Bases 1 to 2118 code for a protein of 705 amino acids. NCBI's taxonomy places the organism in Eukaryota, Fungi, Basidiomycota, Agaricomycetes, Boletales, Suillaceae. The transcript has 4 exons.
AUGUUCAAUUUGUUCUCCCGGCAUCUUCAGCAGUUGGUGAUGCUGGUGCACAGUGUGCCCCAACGGCGGUUUGGUACCCUCAGUACAAGAUUAUUAAAAGCACUGGCAGACUCUGUGCUUGUGAUCGGCUCAUCCGCAUGGCGCUUUCUUCAGCAAUCAUUCGGCGCCCUUCAUCACCUUCUACGUUUGCUGUGUUCUUUCCUUCCGCGCUCUCCGACAAAUGUUGUGGACUCUGAAGCACAACCCCGUGACCAGAACCUGGAUGUCGUAACCAAGAAUCAAUGCCCCCUUAACCUUGAGCUACCAGACACACCUACCUGCGGUCUCGAAGCUCCUAGCAUCAAGUGGCUUCUGGAGACAUCUACGGAUCCUGAAGUAUUUUUCGUCACUGCUGGCCUUGUUCCGCAGGUCCAAUGGCCUCUGGAUCUUGACGUCUCCGACACCCUGCGUCAGCUGUGUGAUAUUUACACAAGCUGCUUCGACGUGCAUGGGGAGAUUGUGCCCUCGUUGACGGAGAAGGCAUUGUCAUCUACGAUGGCUCUGAGUCACUUAUACUGCGGACGCGUGCUUCAGGCAUAUCCAAGCCGUGGUGAAUAUCUUGGCCAAAGGAGAGACGACUUUACAGUGUUUUAUGAAAUGUUGUCCAGGCAGGAUGCACAAGCCUACGAGCUUGCCCUGACAACCAAACUUUCUUUUUCUCCUAGGAUACGUGCAUUUCCUUCAGGGUUGGAAGAUUGCCCUGAUUCCGUCCCCGAGUGGCUUUCACAUAUUCUUCCUUACCACUUUGUUACUGGGCAAGUGGACAAAGACGUCGAAACACUUGCCAUGACAGUCGUAUCAAAGCUGCUAUGCUCUCCAUACUCUCCAUCGCCUCAAAUCAUAGCCAUUGCACUCUUCUUGCUUGCAUCAUGUUCUGCUCUUCGUCAACUCGGCCCAUCUCUUUUGGCGCAGUUUCGACAAACACUCUGGACAUGCGAUGGAGGCAGACAUAGCACAGGAGUUGCACGCCGAGCAUGGAACCUCCUCCAUGUCAUUUGUCGCAUGCUUGAGCUUGCCCGAGCUGAUGUACCUUCAUUCCAAGAGGCGUUUAGGCAGAAUUUGGACAUGUGCAGGAAGACUUUUUUACAAGCGAGGUCGUCCGAACAGAAUGAUCCCUCGGGUCCAAUGGCACCUUUGCGGCACAUGCUGCGCUUCACGCUCACUACUGCCUGCCCAUCUUUUGACCCUAACCCCUUGUGGAUUGAGGUUUGGUGGACAGGAAACUCCUCACCAGAAGACUUUAACUGGCUAGUAGACUACCUCAACGAUGUUUAUUCCAACGACUACGAGAUAGCAGGUGACAUCCUUGUACUACUGAGUAGUAUGAGAGUGAGCUGCAGCCCCGCUAAACAACAUCUGUUCAUCAAGAUCCUCAUUGCCUGUAUGGACAGCAGCAUGCCUUAUCGUUUACGCCAUGCUGCCAUUCGCGCUGCUCACAGUUCCUGUGAAAUCUUGGCCUCCAUCGAUGCCGUUGAUUAUGGAGAUAUGGUUUUAGCCAAGCUCUCCCCUGCUAUCCUGUCCGCGGUUUUUCCACGACCAGGUGCAACAUCCGGCGAUGAAGAUCCUGACCGGCCCUUCAAUAUUAAGCGCGAUUCGUGCUAUCUCGAAUUGGUCUUUGCCCUCGCGAGGAAUCCAAACUGGCGCCCCCAUUUAUUUGAGGCUCGCCACAUCGAUCGGUGCAUUAGUAUGAUCCCAAAGUGCUGUAACAUAUUCAUGCCGCAGGCGUUCUAUCUAGCUGGUAUCUUCCUCCGAGUCAUACCUGAACAAUCGUCGGUUACAUCGCUCGAUUCUAUCACAGAGCAGCAAUGGUGGGAUGUGAUAUGCAUGGCAUGGCCGCAUGCUUCCUCCAUAAUCGAGGAUGACAUGCACUGUUUUGAGUCCCUUCCCGUUCUUGUGGAAGGCACAAAAAACUAUAUACACAUCGCUUCAAAACCUAGUCUCAAGUGGCUCAUGAGAGAUGUGGAUAGUGUUCUUAACACGUUGAGGAGACGUUAUUCAGAGCAGGGAGAGGAGGUCGCCGCCGGUGUGAAGGAGUUGAGAGGUGUAGCCAAUGGCAUGUUUCUGAAGUACAGUCAAUAA